This is a messenger RNA of Cutaneotrichosporon oleaginosum, 414 nucleotides long. RefSeq lists its product as uncharacterized. NCBI's taxonomy places the organism in Eukaryota, Fungi, Basidiomycota, Tremellomycetes, Trichosporonales, Trichosporonaceae. The record is from RefSeq and is a predicted model, not a curated record.
UCGCAAACUUGAAUUCACUUGGCAACCCGGAAUUUCUGGGGGGGCAGACUGGAGGACUGAAGGAUCGUGUCGUUUCCCACCCCUCCCCUCGCCCGGACGCCACAGCACGUGUCCGUCCAGCGUCAUGGUCUGCGCCUUGGAUCCCUUUGGACCUUUGGCAUCCCCCGUGACUUGGCACAACUCGCUGCCCGCCAGUGUCGUCAUGCUUUCUCUCCUUGUGCCAGGCUCCACUGCCCUACUGCCCCGCGCUCCACCUCUGCACUCAAGACAUAUCGGCCGACGCCAACCAUGUCGGAUGCAAUACGCACAAGUGCGAGAUGGUACUGCAAUUCCUAUUCCGCCAACCGGGCGAGGCCUGGUGGAGCCUAGAUAGAGCCUGGGGUCAAAUGUGGAAUGUGGAAACUUGCACCGCCC